Hypomesus transpacificus is the source of this 1337-nucleotide messenger RNA. RefSeq names its product angiopoietin-4-like. Gene Ontology annotation, molecular function: receptor tyrosine kinase binding. Lineage: Eukaryota; Metazoa; Chordata; Actinopteri; Osmeriformes; Osmeridae. The annotation marks the transcript as partial. The record is from RefSeq and is a predicted model, not a curated record. Gene Ontology annotation, biological process: angiogenesis; Tie signaling pathway. The transcript is spliced from 5 exons.
CGUCCGACCCCUGCACGUCCGACCCCUGCACGUCCGACCCCUGCUCGUCCGACCCCUGCACGUCCGACCCCUGCUCGUCCGACGCCUGCUCGUCCAACGCCUGCUCGUCCGACCCCUGCUCGUCCGACGCCUGCACGUCCGACGCCUGCACGUCCGACGCCUGCACGUCCGACCCCUGCUCGUCCGACGCCUGCUCGUCCAACGCCUGCACGUCCAACACGCCGACCACCUCCACUUGUUCAAGGGACGGACUGCAGCAACAUCAAAGACCUCUUCCCCACUGCAGCCAGUGGAGUCUACCUCAUCCAGCCCCUGGGAUUCAAUGUUCCUUUCAAGGUGUUCUGUCGGAUGCUGCCUGAUGGAGGAUGGACGGUGUUUCAGCGGCGGACUGGCGGAGCCGUUUCCUUUGACAGGAAAUGGGCCGAGUACAAACAUGGCUUUGGCAGUCCACGAAAGGACCACUGGCUGGGCCUGUGUAAAGUCUACGCUAUAACCAAGACCAGGAGGUGGACCAUGAAGGUGAGCGUGAGGGACUUUGAAGGGGGCGAAGCCUACGCUGAGUACGAUGACUUCAAGCUGGGUGGCUUGAGGAGUUCCUACAAGCUCUCGGUUGGAAACUACAGGGGAAACGCAGGUGACGCCAUCCGGGGAGGCUCUGAUGGUGCUGACCAGAACGGUUUUGGCUUCAGCACUAAAGAUGUGGACACAGACGGCUGUUCUCCCUGCUUCUUCGGUGACAUUGCAGUGAAUAAGUGCACAUCUUUUAUGGGAGGGGGCUGGUGGUACAGUCGCUGUGGAUCUGCCAGCCUAAACGGUGACUGGCACCCUGCAGGAGAGAACCGGGGCUGGGCGUCUGGCCUCCACUGGCUCACCUGGAGGGGGCCCGGCCCCUACUCAGCCAGCGCCUCACGCAUGAUGUUCAAGGCUAUGAAGGACAACACAUCUGGCUCCUUCUGAGGAGGAUCAAGGAUGUUUAUAUCAUUGGAGUGGGUUUGGAUCACCUGUGUCCUUGUUUGCCACUGCACUAGACAUUUGAGGGGACAAGGCUAUUCAUUCAUGCAGUGUUUAGACUAUAGAUCGGGAUGAAUCCUUUAAUUCGGAUGUUCCAAACCAACCAGUAAUUUACCAGUUUACACUGGGCCUAUAUUGGGGGGCUUUCAACCAGUUUCAAAAUAAUCCUGUAACUUGUUUAAUGUGUGUAAAACAAUCAGAACUGUCAAAACAGUAAAAGCAAAGCAAUCUUGAUUACCAAGCAAUCACACAGACAUCAAUCAUUCCCAUGCAGUGUAUAGUCCUGUAAUGUGAAUAUUAAUAAAGCUAUGCUUAGGACAAAGAAA